Zea mays is the source of this 1391-nucleotide messenger RNA. RefSeq names its product 5-pentadecatrienyl resorcinol O-methyltransferase. Bases 43 to 1143 code for a protein of 366 amino acids. Lineage: Eukaryota; Viridiplantae; Streptophyta; Magnoliopsida; Poales; Poaceae. The record is from RefSeq and is a predicted model, not a curated record. The transcript has 2 exons. Gene Ontology annotation, molecular function: O-methyltransferase activity; protein dimerization activity.
AACCUUUCUGUUCAUUUUUUUCACUUACCCCUAACUAACACGAUGGCACUCAGCACUCAGGACUUGCUCGAAGCUCACGUCGAGCUCUGGCACCAGUCCCUGUGCUACGCCAAAUCGCUCGCGCUCGCAGUGGCACUGGACCUCCGCAUCCCCGACGCGAUCCACCACCAUGGCGGCAGCGCCACCCUUCCCCAGAUCCUCGCCGAGACUGCGGCCCACCCAAGUAAGCUUCGCGCUCUACGCCGCCUCAUGCGCGUGCUCACCGUCUCGGGCACCUUUAGCGUCGAGCAACAACCGCCAGCUGGUGGUGAUGAUUCGACCGUCGACGCGCCGGACGAAGCUGUCUACAGGCUCACGGCAGCCUCCCGCUUCCUCGUUAGCGACGAGGUGAGCUCGUCGACCUUGGCUCCCUUUGUGAGCCUGGCGCUCCAUCCUAUCGCUGUCUCUCCGCACACCAUGGGCAUCUGCGCGUGGUUCCGGCAGGAGCAGCGUGAACCGUCCCCGUAUGGCCUGGCUUUCCAGCAAACAUUCCCAACGAUCUGGGAACACGCUGACGACGUAAACGCCUUACUGAACAAAGGCAUGGUCGCGGACAGCCGCUUCCUGAUGCCAAUCAUGCUCAGGGAGUGCGGCGAGGUGUUCCGUGGGAUCGAAUCGUUGGUCGACGUAGGCGGUGGGCAUGGUGGCGCCACCGCCGCCAUCGCCGCUGCCUUCCCGCACCUCAAGUGCAGCGUGCUUGACCUCCCGCACGUUGUCGCCGGCGCUCCGUCCGAUGUCAACGUGCAGUUCGUCGCAGGCAAUAUGUUUCAGAGUAUUCCACCUGCAACCGCUGUUUUCCUCAAGACCACUUUACAUGACUGGGGUGACGACGAGUGUGUCAAGAUAUUGAAAAAUUGCAGGCAAGCUAUAUCUCCACGUGAUGCAGGAGGGAAGGUAAUAAUCUUGGACAUGGUAGUUGGAUACGGGCAGCCAAACAUAACGCAUCUAGAGACACAAGUUAUGUUUGAUUUGUAUAUUAUGACGGUUAAUGGAGCUGAGCGCGACGAGCAAGAGUGGAAGAAGAUUUUCAUAGAAGCAGGAUUCAAAGACUACAAAAUCCUACCAAUCCUUGGUGCACUAUCAGUCAUCGAGGUCUAUCCAUGAAUGCUUGCUGAGCAAAGGCCUCCACAAUAAAUUGAAGAAUCUGAAAGUGCUGAUAGUAAUCCAUGAAUUGUUCUUUUUACUAUAUACACUUUGAAGCACAUCGUCGUGUGUGCUUCCACAUGUGAUACGAUAUGUAAACGAUGUGCUAUAUAUAUUACCCAUGCUCUCGUUCGAUGUAGAUGCUGGGAUCAUAGGUAAAUCUACUAUAUAUGCCAGAUCUUAAUAAGAUAAUAUGGAAGCGUUUUGCU